Messenger RNA from Peromyscus californicus insignis, 22547 nucleotides. It is a transcript of the gene Znf827, whose product is annotated as zinc finger protein 827. The coding region runs from base 15213 to 19355 and encodes 1380 amino acids. NCBI's taxonomy places the organism in Eukaryota, Metazoa, Chordata, Mammalia, Rodentia, Cricetidae. The transcript has 15 exons. The record is from RefSeq and is a predicted model, not a curated record. Gene Ontology annotation, cellular component: nucleus. Gene Ontology annotation, biological process: regulation of gene expression.
AAACAAACACAGGCGGUGUUUUGUAAUGGUUUUUGAAGAACUUACUGUACACCUGGGCUGGGAAGGGGGUGAUGAAUAAUGCCAUGUAUGUGCUCACGAAUGUAGCCUAGAGAUGCUUGGAGAAAGUUGUAGGCUUCCGGAGGAAACUGGGCCAGAAGAGCAGAGGCCAUGGCCCCCACCGCUGUGGUUGGAAGCCUCCAGCACGACCUGACGUGUAGACCCCCCCUCCCACUAUUGGCUGUUUCUGCCUUUCUGUCCCCAAACUGCCGGAGUUGUAAGAGUUUUCUGAUGACUGGGCACAUGUGGCAUCUGGAUUCUAGGGUUGCUAACAACCAGCAGUUUCCUGUCUGCUUUGGUUGAGAUGACUGUGAUACAGUGCGGGAGCAGUGUCCACUGCUCAGAGCACCACUGUCUAACACAGUGUACACUCGGGCCAGACGCCCGGGCCGGAAGGAAGAGGGAAACCAUACAAGGACGAGGCUGGUGCCGGGUGCUUCACUUAGUCUCUCUGGUCCACCUUCGCAAUGAUCAACAAACUUCAGGUAUUCGUUAGCUGUUCUACAGAUAGAGGAGCAGCGUGCUGGAUCACGUGGGUCAGAGGCACAGCAAGCUGAUAUUCGACUCAGAGUCUCUGGGUCCAGAACUCGUGCGGGUUCUUCUCAGUCACUCUUUUAAAGCUAUGUAAAGCGUCUUGUAGUCUUACUUUUUACUAACUUGAUCAUCUCUUGAAGUUGUAUAUUUUAUUCUAUUUAUUGUUUAUUUAUUUAUUGGGAAUCUGCAGUUGUCUGUUGAAUGUUGGGGAAUAUUAUUUUAAGGUGUGUUACUUUUGUUUAUGUUGCAUUUGUUUAACAGUGUGAAGCUGUGUUACUGCGCCUGUCUGAAACACCUGAUGGUCUAAUAAAGCGCUGAACAGCCAAUAGCAUGGCAGGAGAAAGGAUAGGUGGGGCUGACAGGCAGAGAGAAUAUGUAGGAGAAAUCUGGAAGGAGAAAAGAAAGUAGCCAGAGAAGGAGGAGGACAUCAGGGGCCAGCCACCCAGCUGCACAGCCAGCCACAGAGUAAGAAAGAAAAGUAUACAAGAAGAGAAAAGGAAAAGCCCAGAGGCAAAAGAUAGAUGGGAUAAUUUAAAGUUAAGGAAAGCUGUAGCUAGAGUUUUCCUGCCUGGCCCACAGUCAGGACAAAUCUCUCUCACCUGCCAGUCCCACAGCCGUUCAAACCCGACCAAGUAAACACAGAGACUUAUAUUGGUUACAAACUGUAUGGCCGUGGCAGGCUUCUUGCUAACUGUUCUUACUGUUCUUACAGCUUAAAUUAAUCCAUUUCCAUUAAUCUAUACCUUGCCACGUGGCUCGUGGCUUACCAGCAUCUUCACAUGCUGUUCCUCAUCGUGGCGGCUGGCAGUGUCUCUCUGACUCAGCCUUCCACUUCCCAGCUUUAUUCUCCUCCUUGUCCCGCCUACACUUCCUGCCUAGCCAAUGGCCAAUCAGUGUUUUAUUUAUUGACUAAUUAGCAACACAUUUGCCAUACAGAACAUCCCACAGCAGAAAGCUGGCUAGAAACAAGCCAAGCUAAGGCCGGGCAUUUAUAAUUAAGUAUAAGUCUCCAUGUGUGAUUUAUUUGGGAGCUGGUGGCAGCCCCCAAAAGAGUGAAAAAAAAUCCAACAAGAGUUGGAUGUUAUUCAUUCUGCUGUGGCAUUUUCUUGUUCUUAACUAUAGAACCACUGUGGAUGGAGAGGGACUCAGGCCACCUUCACCCUCUGAGCCAUCUCUGGCCUGGUGUUUGUAGUUUUAAAAGUUUAUUUAGGGUUGGGAAUGUAGCUUAGUUGGUAGAAUGCUUGGAUGCAUGUCCCAGAACAUAAAACAGCAUGCUUUUAAACCCAGCACUCAGGAGGGGGAGGCAGGAGGACCCGAAGUUCAAGGUCAUCCUUGGCUACAUAUUGAUGCCAGCUUGGGCUGUGUGGGACCGUCUCAGGGGGGAAGUUGUUUUUCUUUUUUAAAUUUUUUUUAUAUAACCAUCACUAACAACAACAACAAAUGGAAUGUAAGAGGGUGUCUACUCCUGAAAGCCUCUAGUAGGCUUAUGUCAAUCUUAAUGCAUAAAACUCAAAACAGAAAACAAACAGUAACUCUCAGUAACUACAACAUACAUAUUGAAAACCAAGCUUGAUCAGGUGGAUAUAUUCAUGUCAGAAGACCUUUUCAGUUCAUAUCUCCCCACAGAGCAUCUUCCCAUUGCCCAAUGCAUUUCCAGCCUCCUUUUCAAGUAUCAGUUAUUCAUAGAGGAUAAGCUGGCCAACCAGAAUCAGGCACAGUACCUGGCCAGUGCAGCUGGAAGACUGCAGACAGUUCUAAGCUCUGCGAGACAAAAAAAGAUGAGGCGUGCUUAUCCACAUACAAUACAAAGGUAUUUUAUAGAUUCUCCAAAGGUGAUGAAGAGAAGAAAUUGAUGUGAGCAUAAUGUCAAUGGUCACCAUGUGGCUGUGCAUACACACACCAGAGGAAUGUUCCAGUUGUUUCUGUAACAUCUGUGCUGUGGUUGAAGCUUAUCUACAGCCUCAGUAGAGCUCACCCCCGAUCUUGGGUUCCCCUGGGUACAUUUCCAGGAGUAUUGGGCUUACGUCCCCCCGGAGCACCAUUGCCAGUGCCAGUGAACUUGAGAACAGUGCCAGCUUUCCCUCAGGUGGCAGAUACAGCAGAGCUGUCUCAGUGAAAACCCUAAAUGGCAGCUCUGAGGGAGACCAGAGAAGACAGGGGUCACACCCAGGAAUCUUCUUAAUUUUUUAAAAUUUUUUAUUUUUGUAUUUUUUGAAACAAGAUCUCAUUAUGUAGCCCUAGCUGUCCUGGAGCUUACUAUAUAGACUAGGAUGGACUUGAACUCACAGAGAUCCAUCUGCUUCAAGAUGUGGACCACUAUACUCAGCAUCCCCAGAAUUCUUAAGAGGACAGAGUAGAUAAAGCAGUUGGACCUAGAAGUUUUUGCACAGCUGCAGGACACGCUGGCCCUUGGAAUCACCUUAGCUUGUUGGCUGGUUGUAGUUUUUGUUGAUUUUCAUGGGCUUUUGGCCUUUCAUCCUUGACUCCGUAUGUGUGUGCCAGGAGGUGAGUGGGGAAAAUAAAAGCAGAGCACGAGUUAAGAACACAUUUGAUUGCUUGAUAGCAGCCCUGGCUGUGAGCCUGGCUGGGGUAAAGGUUAAAAUUGUUGGCCUACCUCAUAGCCUCGAGUUAAGUUUGCAUUAGGUGUCCUUGGGAUCUGCUGUCUGGUGUCAUGGAUUUUUGUGCCCAACCAGUGAAGAUAUUUUCCCAUAAUCAAUGGUACACAUAUCUUUUGGGCUGGUGUGUGUGGUAGGCUGUCUCCUCUGAAUCUUUUGUCUGUGUCUUAUGUCUGUCAUAUUUUUAAAUGCAAAGUACAGAGCAGUCUCAUCUUCUCUCUCUCUCUCUCUCAUGCUUAUCUCCCACGACUCUUUCCCCUUUGGGUGCAUAUAUAUUUUUUGGAAAUAAAGGUGUAUAGUGUGCUGUUUCCCUUACCAGACUGAAGGACUUGGGGUGUGGUCCCUGGUGAAGUGUGUCAGGUCCCUGCUGUUGGGACACAUCCCACAAAUAGCUCGAUCAUUUUAUGCCUAAGCUAAGAUUUCAGUGCUUAGCCAUCUAUGUAUGGGAUGCUAUUUCUGAGGCUAUGGCGUGCGUGAUUGUGUUAUUAGGGUCUUUUUUCCUGGUUAAGUUCCUUUUUGAUCUAUUAGGGAUUUCCUUGUGAUUUCAGUCAUUUUGUGAUUUAUUGUUCAUCUUAUAACAGGUAUUGGUAAUAUUAGGAUGAAAACAUUUAUACAAGAGGAAAUAAAAGUCAAGGGAGCAGGUAAUUGACCGAUUUAUCAGCCUUAGCAGACAAUGUUUCUGAUAACGACAUGGUAGCCAUGGUAAAUUUAUUUCUGAUUGCUUGAGGGGACAGAUUUUAUAUGUUUUUGUACCAUCGAGGUGCGUGAGAGGGUAAAGGAGCUAGCGGUCUAUCUGUGGACUAACCGGGACAGCUUGGUUUCUGGACUGGCCUUUUGGUGAGUGGAUUCACACAGUGUUUUAAACUGUCCCUCAGGUAUGGGUUUGCUACAGCACACGCAGGCUGAGUUUACUUUCUAUUGUUGCUGGUUGACGCUUACUAGGUAACAAGAGGCUUCACAGGGGAAUGACUUUUUCUAAAUCUUUCACUUCAGUGAUACUUGGAAUUAGACUUAAAAAAACAACUGUUAAUCUGUUUCUAUCACUGACUCUCUGGCCUCACUGGGGUGGUUGUGGACAGAUGACCGCCUUAGCAGAGAUGACACUACCGAGCAGGAGGGGUAGUUUUAGUUGUCAACUUGACACAACCUAAGAUCACUUGGAAAGGGGUCUCAGAGGAAAUGUCUAGAUUAGGUUCGUCUAUGGCCAUGCCCCGGAAGGAUUUUCUUGCUUGGGUUAAUGAGGGUGAGGACCCCACCUGACUGUGGGUGGCACCGUUGCAUGGGCUGGACCCUGAGCUGAAGGACAGAGGAGGAGCUGAGCACCAGCAAGCAUGCACAGGGCCUUGACUGUGGGUGUUGUGUGACAGCUGUUCCUGCCACCUUGACCUUCCCACAGUGAUGGACUGUCACCUGGAAUUGAGGCAGAUCAACAUUUUCUUCCAUGAGUUGCUCUUCUCAGGGGAUUUUAUCACAACAGAAAGUAAAACUGAGACACUGAGGUUACAGAUUAGAAUUCAGAUGUGAAAAACCCAUAGCAACAUCCGUUUUACUUGUGUGAGUUUUAUUUGCAUGUAUGUAUGUACACCAUAUGUGUGCCUGGUGCUAGCACAUUAUAUCUUGAGCUGAAGUUACAGACGGUUGUGAGCUGCCAUGUAGAUGUUGGAAACUGAGCUCGGGACCUCUGGAAGAGCAGCAAGUGCUAUUUAUUAACUGCUGAGCCAUCUCUCCAGCACCCAAAGAAACACCCUGAGUGUGUCAGUUUUCUGGGGCUGCCAUAACAGUUUCAUAAACUGGUGGCUUAACUUUAAACUUAAAAAGAAAAUAUAUUUGUUUGUGUAUGUUUGUUUGUUUGUAUAGUCAUGAACACAUAUAUGCCAUGGCAUGGGUGUAGAGGUCAGGACAACUUUUAGUCCUUCUUUCUCUCCUUCCACCCUGUGGGUCUGGGGAUCAAACUCAGACCGCCAGCUUGGCAGCAGACGCCUUUACCCGCUGAGCCAUCUCACUGUCUCAGACUAGUGUUUUAAACAGCAAAAGGAACCGAUCGUCUUCCACUUCUGGAAGUCGGACACUCAUGGUCAGGGAGUCAGUGGGGCUGUGUGCAUUCGGAAGGCCAUCGGAAAGCUGCCUCAGGAUUCUCUUGUAGUUUCCAGGAGCUCUGUGGCUUGUGUGAGCGUAUGUACAGCCUUUAAGUGGUGUCUCCCCGAGCACACAUUAGGGACCUCAGUCAUCUUGGAUCUGAGAGUCACCCUAAUGACUUUACCUUAACUUGAUCAUGUGAAAAGCUCUGUUUACAGGUCACAUUCGUGUGCACGGGGUUGCUUAGCAUCUUAACAUCUUUUGAACAGUUUAGCCUGUGACAUGAGGUAUUUAUUCCUAGUUUGCACACUGUUUAAUUUUUUAAUUACAAUUUAUUUGUUUGUUUGUUUGUUUUUCCAGACAGGGUUUCUCUGUGUAGCACCCUGGCUGGCUGGGGACUCACUCUGUAGGUCAGGCUGACCUCGAACUCCAAAUGCUGUGAUUAAAGGUGUGAGCCCAGUAACAAGAAUUUAUUUAUGGUGCAUAUGUUGUGCGUGUGUGGUAGGGUAUAAGUGUUCCUUGGCAUGUCUGUAGAAGUCAGAGGACAACUUUUCAGAGUUGAUUUUCCCUUCUACUGUGUAGGUCCCCAGGAUCAAAACUCGAGACUCAGUGGUUCAGUUUCCUGCUGUGUCAUUAUACUAGCCCUGUACACAGUUUCAGUGAGUCUUGUGAUUGUCACCUGCUUAGCAAAGAAAAUGACUACGAAUUUGGAAGAAGGGGCCUCAGCCUCGGAUGCAGUGGAGACCCCAAGUCUUCAAAAGGGCUAUUAAAAUAAGAGUCCACAGGAGGGGACUGGGGAGGUGGUUCAGUGGGCAGCUCAGUGGUGCAUGCUUGUGUGGUGCGUGCUUGUGUGGUGUGUGCGUAUGGCCCUAGUGCUGGCGUGGGGGGGCAGAUACAGAAGGAUCUCUAGAAUGCCAAAGCACUGAGCCCCAGAUUUGGUAAGAGACAUCCUGCCUUGAAAAGGAGGUGGACAGUGAGGGAGGAAGAUGCCCCUUGCCAUGAUCUGCCUUCCACACCUGCGUGCAUGGGUGUGUGAGCAGACAUGCACAUAUAUCCACCUGCAGCCUCCACAAAUCCACAGGUGCUUGAAGCUGAUUGAUUAAUAUGAGUGCAAGACACUGACAAUCUAAGUAGCUUGUGGGACACAGAUCUGUGUAUUAGAAACACAAGAAGGAUCUCAACCUGUUAAUGUUUUUGUUUGUCACGUACACAUUCUAAAAUCCUGCCAAAUGAAAUGUAAAAAAAAAAAAUAUUGUGUGUUUGAUGAGCUUUGGUCUUUUGGUAAAUUUUGUAUUUUUUUUUAUCUUUUGGUAAUUUUUCAUUACUUGAAAAAAUGUAUUUUUGUCACAGUGCUCCUGAGAUUUUGUUUUUGAACUUGGCUUUGUCACUUAGUAAGAGUGAAUGUGUGAGCUAUUAAGGUUUUGGAAACUUGGUUGCCCAUGAAAAUUUGCUGACAAACAUCAGAUGUUUACCAUGGUAGCAGGCAUAUCUUCAGGGCUCCAUUCAUUCAUUCAGUUGAUCUUUAUUGGGAGUCUGCCGUGUGCCAGGGCUUGUUCUAGAACUCACUCACUCACUUAAAAGUAACGUAAAGGCACCAUGAUACUGUAAUAUGACGAGUUUGGUGGGGACCCAGAGCUCCUGUCUUGCCUUGGUUAGUCAGCUGUGGGGUCUUGGGCACAGCAUUGGCUGUCUUUGGGUCUUGCCAUUAGAACUGGAUUUCCAAAAUGAUAAAACAAAAUUUGAAUUCACAGAUUGUUCUGCAGUUCUGUUGGGCAGGGCUGGAAGCUUCUCUGUGCUCACAGGAUUGGCGACUGUCUGCUUUCUGGCUGAGAACAGCAGUGGUAAUGAAUCCACCACCUUCACUGAGCCCACAACACUCUGAGGGGGGUUUUCCUAUGUUCUUUGUUGCUAUUGUCUUGUUUUUGAGAUGGGUUUUGUGCAGCAGGCUGGCCUGGAUCUCUAUCUGCUCUUGCCUCUAAUCACUGGUAUCACAAGCGUCUAUACCACCAUGUCCCACAUUUCCUGUGUUCUUGUUUCUCCAAGCAGGUGGGUGUCCACAGACACAUGUGGCAACUUGAGAACAAGUUUUCUUUGGUAGUUUGUGGGAAACACCCAGUAUUAUUAAGUAAGGAGACAGAGUGCUGUCUAGGAGGCAGAAUUCAUAGAAAUGACAACUGAAGACAUAAAGACAUUUGGAGUUUCCAGGAGGCAAUUCUGAGUCAGUCCUGGGACCUCCUGGGGUGGGGGUGGGGCAGCUGCCUUCGCUUCUCUGGGAAGGAAAGUUUGUUCUAUGUUUGAGAUUCUAAUUUUGAAAAUGGUUUUAAUUUCUGUUAUUGACAGGUCCCACCUCUCUGAUCUUAAGGCCCGUUCUUCCUCUGCAUUGCCGCUCUGAGGAGUAUUAAUUGAGGGCCUGCCUUGUGCUUUGUGCUGUUCCAAGAGAUAGGGCCACAGCCACAGAUGGAGCAAAGAUCUGCCUUCCUCACUGCCGAUUGACGGGUUACCUGAAGACAGAGGGCAUUAGCCACAUGGGUAUUUGGGAGAGAGAGGUCAAAGGUCUCGUGGCAGAGCUUACAUCCUUCGUCUGAGUGAGUGGUUGGAAAUGAUCUCACAGAUAUGCAGGUCAUAUAGGGCUUCAAGGUCUGGGAGUGUACCCUGAGGAACGCAAGAAGCCAUGGAGACCUUGAGGGUAGAAUGCUGGGAUGUGACAUAUCCUUGAAAGCUUUAGUCUGCCUGCUAGUUGAGACUCACAACCAGAACAAAAGUGCUUCUGUGGCCCCAGCGAGGAGUGGCGGUGAUGUUCAGUGAGGUGGUUUGGCAGAAACGGAAAGACUGCCGGGAUACAGCUGCGUGUGGAAGACAGAACCAACAGAGCCUGUGAGUGAGUGAGGUGUGUGGUGUGAGCAGUGAAAGGCAGCAGGAAGGUUUGUGGGGCCUCUGAGCCAUUGUGUGGGAGAGACGGAGAGGUGGCCGUUUAUGCUGAGUUGGGCAUUUUGAUGGAGGAGCUGUCUGGUUCCUCGGCUAUUGAACGAUGUGCCCAGGCCCUUUAUCUGAGAAUGUUGAAGCUGGCUUACUAACUGGAUUGGAAUUCCUUCCAAAGACAAGGCGUGAUGUGUUCAUCAUCAUUACCUCUUUCCACCAAGGGAAUUUACAUCAUACUUCACAGGCAGUGCUGUGGGUACUUACGGGUGUGGCCCAGGAUCCUCUGCAGUCUCAGGUGUGGGCUCUUCUUCCAGGUUGCCUCUCAGCUGAACUGGUGACAGGAAUCUGGUUGUCUCUCCCACCUGGGCAGAUUUUAGUUUUCCUCUUGGCCUGGCUGACAGCUGUCGGGUGCCCUUGGCACCUGCAAUCCCCGAGCUUUGUCCUGGGAACUGGUGGGGGCUCUAUCACAGAAAACUCCAAGGCCGGAAACCUCCAAGGGUCCCUCCUUUCAGGCCAGCUUGGUGUGGGGGAAUAUCCUGAGGCUUUCAGGCCACAAAGGGAUAGUUUAGACUUUGGCAGACAAAGCCAGCCCAACUGCAGAUGUGUUUUGUGUUCACAUCAUAAAACUGGUGGAGAGCAGCUCUGGAUGCUGCAGAAGAAACUUAUUAACCGGCAUGGAGUGGCUGGGUGGCUUUUGUCUUCUUGGCACCUCUUCCCUGGCCUUUCUUCUGUGACCCACAUUGAGCCCACUAGAUCCCGCCCUCUGGCUUCAGUGAUAGGCCUAGGGAGAAGAGAUGACCGCCAGCAGGCCAAUCAGAGAGAGAAAGACCUUUUACUAGUGGAUCCUUAGAGUGAAAAUCCAGACAGCCUGCAGCCAGGUUUUUAGCCUCUUGGGGAAAGUGUCCCGAGAAGAAGCAUGUAAAGACUAUUGAGAACUCGCUCUGAUGGUGCUUGCAAAAACCUACCAGACCCAUUGUGGCCCUGCUGUGCGCGGUACAAUCCUCCAUGUGAAAAGGGCUCUUGCUCUGUCGUCCUGCUACCUGAUUGUGGUUCACCACCACCAGAGCAGCUAACUUCUACCAUCUGUCAUCUAGUGGUGAGGUGUCUUAAGCUAGUGGCCGUGAGGUGAUCAGUGGUGCCGCCUACCUUUGGAUCAGUAGGUAGUAUAGUUUUCAAAUGGGAAGAAUGCAGACUCUAGACAUUUUCUCCCCUUCAAGUUCAUCUGUCCAACACAUACAACAACCUGCGAAUUAGCCUUCUUCACAAAAGAGAUGAAUUUAGUUUGGUUGUUUGCAGAGGCACAGGCCUGUAUGUGGAAGAUUUCCCAACAUCUGGUACAAUUUCCAAAGCUGCCUAUACCAUUGAAACAACUGCUCCCUGUUACCACGCCACAGUGUUCGAGGGCUCCCAGUGUUGGUGGCAGCCUGUGACUUGAAUACCUGUGCAGUCCUUGCUCUGCUGUGCUCUACAAACUAACUGUAGGGCUCAACUUUGGGGCAUGAAUUCUGAGACCAUUCCCUAAUAUCUUUGUUGGGUUAAAUCACUCUAGGGGUCUGCUGUUUGUAGAGUGCCCCCAGAUCUUAGCCUGCAUGAGUCCCGGUUACAUCCUCAGCACCAAAAACUGGAGUGACAAACAUCUGUAAUCCCAGUGCCUGAACAGUGGAGGCAGGAGGAGGACAUUCUUGGCUACACCUCAAGUGUUCUACUUUCACUUCUGUGAUAAUACCUGACCAAAACCAGCUCAUGAUCCCAGGUCACAGUCCAUCACUGCAGGGAUGUCACAGUGCAGGAGCUUGAAGCGGCUGUCAGUCACAUUCACAGUCAAGAUCAGAGAGAAUGAAUUAAGACACUCAUGCUUACUUGCUUUCAGCGUGGCUCACAUACAGUUCUGACCUCUUGCCUAGGGAAUGGUGUUGCUCAUAGUGAGUUGGUUCUCCCGUAUCAAUUAACUUGAUUAAAACAAGCCCCAUGGACAUGCCCACAGACCAAUUUGUGUAGACAAACUCUGAGAGUCUCUUCACAGGCGAUGCAUUGAGACUCCCUUCACAGGCAAUUCUAGGUUGUGUCUAGUGGACAAGUAAAUCUAACCACAGUGAAUCUGAGGUCAGCCUGGAAUAUCCUAGAGCCUGUCUCAGACAAACAAACAAACACCAAAUAAAAACUCCCAACUAUCAGCAUUUAGCAUUGGUUUUGCCAAUAGCUUUUGUAGUACAGAUCCUUCGACUUUACACAUCGCUUUUGUAUAAUGUUUCAUGUAGAAACUGGCUGUUUGAUUUGCAGCAAGUAUUACAGGUCCAGUUGAUAAUGGUAACAGAGACAGGCAACCUUGAAAGGCAGGUCUAGAUAUUUACCUCAGAUGUGUAUUAAGUAGGGAGGGACUUGGAUGAUCUUUAUAGGGAAAUGAGCUAUUUGGUAACAGGUGAACAUACCUGUGGAGGGGUUAAGAGACCUUCACUAUUGACCCAAAUCAACCUCUAAUAGCCCUAAGAGGCUGGCGGAUCCGUGUGUGUAUCACUGGUAGGAAUGGUAUGUAGGUAGCUUGAGAAACGAGGCUCACAGGUUUCACCCUAACUCAAAAGUCUGGAAAUUAAUAGGCAUUUUGUAUAUAUUGUUUGUCCAUCUGCUCCCCAUCUUUCUAAAUGAGGAUGUCCUGAGUUGAAUGUCAGCCCAAUUAAAUGCAUCUAAUGAAAACUUUCCAACUUGGAGAAGGUGAGGUGCAGAGGCAUUCUCUUCGGAGAGAGCAGAAGAGUCUGGAUAUCAGCUUACCCGAUUGCUGCUCAAGAACUAAAUUAUAAAUAACUGUGCUGGGUGGUGGGAGUUUGUUUUGUGCUACUCAAAGAAGAAAUAUUCACAAUGUAGAAACAGAAAUGUAUUCGAUGCAUUUUUCACUUGGUAAUUGCAUUAUUUUUAUUCUUAAUUCUCUGACUUUCUGAUUUUUCAUAGCACUCAAUGUGAAAAUGGAUGGGAGCCCACAGACAAAAUAAUGAAUUCUUUAACAUGCUCGCACACACACAUGCACAUGCACACUCAUGUGUACUCGCACACACACAUGCACAUGCACACUCAUGUGUACCCCCAUACUGUUGUGUAAAACUGGCAAGAAACAGUGCAAACCUGACAGUCUAGACAGAGAUUGUUGGAGGAAUAACAAUGCAAACAACUCCUUUUUUUUUCUUUAGAGGUUAAAAAUAAUGUGUUUACUAGAGUUAUUUGCAUUGGCCAUUUAGAGGCUUCCCCAGGAUGCCUUGGUUAAGAAAGCUGUGAAAGCCGCAGGAAGCCUUGCCAGGACCUUGUGCUGCUCUGCGAUUUCCUAGGCUGAUUUCAUGCUGGUUGAUGGACAAGAAGAUGGAGGUGUCUUGCUGCCGGGGCUUCUCGGGUUCCAAGAAGGGAAAGUCAGGAAUUGCAUGUCCUGCACUUGGCGGCAUCCGGCGGGUCCUCUUCUAAACUCACAGUGGCACAGUGUGACGUGCCUACCGGUGGGAUUCUUUCCUCGUGAUGCACAGGGACAGCAGCUGCCUGUAGCUGGACCAGUACAGUCUCCAUGAAACCUUGCUUCACAGUACUCAAUGUGAAAAUAGAGGGGAACCCACAGACAUAAUAGUAGAUACUAAUGGAUAAUUUACAUUUGUGGGGAACCCCCCCAGUAUUACAGACAGAAAGUGCACUUUGGUCUUCCUCAACCUCUUUACCUUACUUGUCUGAACUUACUUUUCUAAAGGCCUCCUGUACUUUUGAUUUGAUCUCAGGGACAUCAGCAUAAUUUUAGCUGUGUUUCUUCUCAACUGUCUGCUCUUUCUCUUUUGGGGGAAUGUGUUUAAAUUCUCUGGUUGGUUGAAGAGUCCAGACUUCAGAAACGUCACCAUCAGGGAGGGGAUUGUGUGGUUGUGUGCUCAGAGUUCUCUGGGGGAGCAGAACCAACAGGAUGGUUGUGUAUCACAAGGGUAACUCGUUAGACUGCCUUACAUGAUGCUUCUGGGUAGUUUAGCAAUGGCUGUCUUCAUGCUGAAGAGGCUGAGGAUCCAGUAGCUGAUCAAGUGCACGAGGCUGGAUACCUCCACAGUCCCAGUGUGGCACUGAAGUCCUGGAGGAUGCUGGGCGCAUGGAGUAUCAUGGGUCUGUGGUCCAGACUAACAGGCCGAAGAAGCUAAGGUGCAUCGCCAGUCAACAAUGGCAGCAGCAGUAACAAGGCUAAUUCAGUCAUUAGCAAGGGUGAAGGCAGGCAGCAAAAUCAGCCCCGCUUCCCCUCAGACCUCAGGUCCCCUAAAUGCCAGUGUGUUUCUCAAGCCUCCAACCCUCCAUCCUUAGCAGAUGCAAUCACGGAGAUCCAUGUUCCUCUGAACUAUCCAAAAACUGGGAUACACAGUUUGUAUUAAUCACUGUGAGGGGUAAUCUUUGUCAUUAAUUUGGUUGAUUCUGGAAUUAAUUAAGGAGAUACACCUCUGAGGGGAGUCUGGGGGGAUAUUUCCUGGAAGAACUGACUGACAAGAAAGGGGGUAGCAAAGGGUCCUCUACCCAGCACGAUCACCUCCAAAUAGGGGCCCCUUGCUGAUUUCUGAUUCAAGCAAUGAAAAGGUGCCGGGGGUGUCAGGGAAGGCAGCCAACUUCUCAGAACGUCUUGCGGAGCCAUUCGGGAGGCCCCUGGGCAGGCUCCUUGGUUAGCAGAGAAAGAAGCCCUGGGCCAGGUGUCCAGACAUCUGGGUCCUUGGUUCUGCUGUCAGCAGUAGGAAGGAAGCCGUAUGGAGUUGAGGUGACUGGUUAGCGUAUUUCAUCAUCUCAGUAAAAUGACGAGAUUGGACACCGUCUGUAACCUUUCAGGGUCUCAAAAUCCUCAUUUCAUAGAUCUUCUUAGUUGACUCUUUUUUUUUUUUCGAGACAGGGUUUCUCUGUGUAGCUUUGCGCCUUUCCUGGAACUCACUCUGUAGCCCAGGCUGGCCUUGAACUCACAGAGAUCCACCUGGCCCUGCCUCCCGAGUGCUGGGAUUAAAGGCGUGCGCCACCAUCGUCUGGCCUUAGUUGACUCUUAAUGCAUUGGCUUAGGACCAGUCUUGACUAUCUAGUGCUCCACAAGUAUGAGAAUAGAACCCCAGAGCACUUUAUUUUGGAUCAUGCAUUUUUUCUGUUCACUUAUGUAAUAUGCAUAUGUACAUGUAUCAUGUAAUAUGUAUAAUGACCAAAGAAGAGUCAGCUGAUUUUUACUGUAAUGAUUCUUACAUUUUUCUACUUUUCGACCUUUUCUACUGUUUAUGGUAGAGCUCCCAUGUGAUUUUUUUUUUUAAGGGUGAGGUAUUUAAUCUAAAAUCAAGGCAGGUCAUUUGCAAAAGACACAUAAAGUUAGCCUCAUUGUUGGGGUUGAUGCUGACUGCUCAAGGUUUGGUAAAGAGCACCCCGACUCCUGGAAGCCUGGGGAAAUGAGAGUUUCAGGGCAGACAGAAACCAUAGAAAUCAACUGAGAAAAGACAAAUCUGGCCAAUGGCGGGGAACCAGACCGGUUUCAACUGAGGAAAUUCAGUUUUAGCAAAUUUUUUUAAAGCAAAUUUCAUUGGAUGUUUUACAUUUUCUUGAUAAAUUUAUAAAGGACCUGGGGAAGGAGUUGCAGAGCUUUCCCCUAGUAAGAGAAUUGGUCAUUUGUGGCAGCUCCUCUCUGAACACAUGGGCGGCUCAGUGUGUUUGCUUGUACUUCCUUGUGUGGUUCCAAUUCUGAAAACAAACAGCGUGCGUGUGCGAGGGUGUCAGAGGUAAGCAAGCACAGUCUCCAAACACUGGCGGAACUCUGCUGGGGACCAGGCACCCUGCUAGGCUCAAAGUGGGGUGUUAGGUGAGGGAACACAGUCCUGCCCCAAAAGAGCACCCUUUUAAAGGGGAAGCUAUUUAGUGUCAACAGACACUAAAAUACCGUGGAAUCUGAGCGCCAGCUGUCACCUGAAGGGAACCACUUGACCCCGCCCUGUGCUCCAGUCCCUGAGGCGGGCUGCUUCACUCGUAACAUCUGCAGCUCUUUCCCACGAGGCAGCCAGAGUGAUCAGCCCUGUGAGGCCUGCACCCCCGCCCUCCAGGGGCUUCCAGUUUUGCUAGCUUCUCAAGUGUGCAGCACGUUACUGAUCUGCAUAUGACAUCCUCACUCAUUUGCAAACGUCCUCGCAAGCAGACACUGCCCCUUGGAGCUUCCAUCUCGGCUGCACACCCCAGCACGCAUGCUCCGUGCUGGCCCCUCAGAAGCCAGUAUCUUCGGAAGCUUCGGUGAAGAACGUUAUGUUGCAGAGUCACAGGGCUUCUUCCCUCUGCGUGCUGGGAUCGCUCUCCUCCCCGUCUCUUUUAUGUCUUUGCUCAAAGGUUACCAUCUCAGUGAGGGACUCUGUGACCUUGUCUAAAAUUGCAACUUCCCUCCUAUCAAUGGCCUGUGAUCCUCCUUGUCAUAUUCUAAGAUUUCCCCAUUGCAUUUCCCACCCUCCUGCCCACAGCACCAUCUACAAAGAGAAAGCUUCAAGGAGGCAGGGUCAUUAUUUUGUUAUUUGUUGUUCAAUUUAGUACAAUCUAGAAUACUGUCCGGCACACGCUAAGCACGCUGUAAUUAUUUGUUGAGGGAGUAAGUAGGAAGGAGGGACUAAUUCUGUGGGACAGUUGGGAGGAAAGAACCUUUGGAGCUCGGCUUGGAGGAUGAUGGGUAGACUUUGACCACGUGUUUUUCUGGGAAAGGGCCUUCCAGACAGACGGAUGCCACAAAGGUGAAAACAUGGUGGUACUCACUAGCACUCGUGGAAUGUGAAGUUCCACCUGAUCGGUGUGUGUGGGAGGACCACAGCGGUGGUGGAUCAGUGUGUGAAUGGAGAGGAAGUAGCUCCUGAGAACUCAGGGUGGCUUAAAGGAACAGGUUCCUAGUCACUAACUACCCUUAAGUCACGGCAGGAAAGCGGAUGGUAGAAGUCAGAGCACUGGGACACGAGUGACAUCAGAACCCGGCGCUCUCAAGAAGUCACUAAUGCAAACAGAAUUUGCUAAUAAGAUCUGACUUUUAUGGAGCACUUUUCUGUUUUCAAAACAUGGUCACAUGCUUAUUGGAACUUAAGCGUAACAACUGGCCGAGAGAGUGUGGCAGAUGUUAGUAGGCAGGACGAGGCCGAGGGAGAGUUCAGCGAAGGAGAACACUGGUAUGGGAACUCCUCAGAGACGCCGUCAGAAGCAUCCUAUGGGGAAGUCCAGGAGAACUAUAAACUGUCCCUGGAGGACCGGAUCCAAGAGCAGUCCACAUCCCCCGACACCUCCCUGGGCAGCGCUACCCCCAGCAGCCACACGCUGGAGCUGGUGGCACUCGAUGGUGAGGUCCUUCGAGACUCGCUGCAGUGCCAAGACCAUCUUUCGCCUGGAGUGUCUUCUGUGUGUGACGAUGACCCACCUAGUUCCAAUAAACCUCUGAGCAGCAACUUGAGGCGGCUGCUGGAGGCCGGGUCCCUUAAACUCGAUGCCACGGCCAAUGGCAGGGUGGAGUCCCCUGUGAAUGUUGGCCCCAGUUUGUCAUUUUCCCCGCCCUCCCACCAUGCCCAGCAACUCAGUGUCCUGGCCAGGAAGCUGGCAGAGAAGCAGGAUCAGAACGACCAAUACUCCCCAAGUAACCGUUUCAUAUGGAAUCAAGGUAAGUGGUUGCCAAACUCAACCACCACCUGUGGCCUGUCCCCAGAUUCGGCCAUCCUCAAACUGAAAGCUGCAGCCAAUGCUGUUCUGCAGGACAAGUCCCUGUCCCGGACAGAGGAGAGCCUGAGAUUUGAGCCCUUCUCCUCUCCCUUCAGCUCCCAGUCUGCCAGCUCCACUUUGGCAGCUUUGUCUAAGAAAGUGAGUGAGAGAAGUCUGACCCCGGGUCAGGAGCACCCACCUCCAGCCAGCUCUUUCCUGUCACUGGCCUCCAUGACCUCCUCUGCAGCCCUUCUGAAAGAAGUGGCCGCCAGGGCCGCGGGUAGCCUCCUGGCUGAGAAGUCAUCCUUACUGCCCGACGACCCUCUACCACUGCCGCCUUCUGAGAAGAAGCCAGAAAAAGUCACCCCCCCACCACCACCUCCUCCGCCCGCACAGCCUCAAUCCUUGGAAUUAUUGUUACUUCCAGUUUCCAAGGGCAGAGUCUCCAAGCCCUCCAAUUCAGCCCCAGAAGAAGAGAGCGGGAAGCCUUUCCAGUGUCCAAUAUGUGGUUUGGUUAUAAAAAGGAAGAGUUACUGGAAGCGGCAUAUGGUGAUUCACACAGGUUUAAAAAGUCACCAGUGUCCGCUCUGUCCAUUCCGGUGUGCUCGCAAGGACAAUCUCAAAUCCCACAUGAAGGUUCAUCAGCACCAGGACCGGGGAGAGACCUUUCAGUGCCAGCUGUGCCCCUUCACUUCCUCACGCCACUUCAGCCUGAAACUGCACAUGCGCUGCCAUCAGCACUUCCUGAGGACAGAGGCCAAGGUGAAGGAGGAGAUCCCAGACCCAGAUGUCAAGGGAUCUCCCCACCUCAGUGACAGUGGCUGCCUGGGGCAGCAGAGGGAAGGAGGAGGGACAGAGCUAGUGGGGACCGUGAUGACGUCUAAUACUCCAGAGAGGACUGGCCAGGGUGGGGCUGGCGUUGCACCUUUGCUGGUGAAGGAGGAGCCCAAGGAAGAUAACGGCCUGCCCGCCUCCUUUACCCUGAAUGCUGCCGACAGGCCCGCCAACCACACAAAGCUGAAAGACCCCACCGAGUAUGUGUCCAACAGUGCGGCAGCAUUGUUCAGCCAGGACAUCUCGGUUAAGAUGGCCUCCGAUUUUCUCAUGAAGCUGUCAGCUGCAAACCAGAAGGAGCCUAUGAAUCUUAAUUUUAAAGUGAAGGAAGAGCCCAAGGAAGAGGAGCCCCUAAGCACGCCUUUGCCUCGGUCCAGCUAUGUGUUCAGCCCGGAACCGGAAGUGGCGGCCCCUAGCCUCUCCGAGGACCCGCUGACACCCCAGGAAGGCAAGGGGAAUGUGCCGAGGCGGGACAUGUCUGCCAAAGCUGCCUCAGAACUUCUCAUGAAACUCUCAGUAAAAGGAAGGCUCGGCCAUCUCAACAAGAGUAAAACUAUGGAAGUGAGAGCGGAGAGUUCCAAGGACGCGCAUGCGGUGAAGGUGAAAGAGGAGCCCAUGGAGGUGGACAUCCAGGACUCCCCGGGCUCCGUGUCACCCGGCCGGAACGUUGGCUACAGCACUUUAAUGGGGCGAGAGAAGACUGAACCCUUACAGAAGCUGCCAGAAGGUCGAGUUCCCCCGGAGAGAAAUCUCUUCAGCCAGGACAUCUCGGUGAAGAUGGCUUCUGAGCUGCUUUUUCAGCUCUCAGAAAAAGUGAGCAAAGAACACAAUCACACGAAGGAAAACACCAUCCGGACGACCACCAGCCCUUUCUUUUCAGAAGACACGUUUAGACAAUCACCAUUCACCUCCAAUUCUAAAGACCUGCUGCCCGGAGAAGCCGUGCUACAUGGAAGAAUACCAGCUGCAGAGACAGAGAAGAUAGUCCUUGAGGCAGGAAAUGGAUUACCCUCAUGGAAGUUCAAUGACCAGCUCUUUCCCUGCGAUGUGUGUGGGAAAGUGUUCGGCCGACAGCAGACCCUGUCUCGACACCUCUCGCUGCACACGGUUUUGGUUUCUCCCCCAGAGGAAAGAAAAUACAAAUGCCAUUUGUGCCCGUACGCUGCUAAGUGCCGUGCAAAUCUGAACCAGCACCUGACCGUGCACUCUGUGAAGCUGGUGAGUACCGACACCGAGGACAUCGUCAGUGCCGUCACUUCUGAAGGCAGUGACGGGAAGAAACACCCUUACUAUUACAGUUGUCAUGUGUGUGGAUUUGAGACGGAGCUCAAUGUCCAGUUUGUAAGCCACAUGUCCCUCCACGUGGACAAGGAGCAGUGGAUGUUUUCCAUUUGCUGCACGGCCUGUGACUUUGUAACCAUGGAAGAAGCAGAGAUAAAGAAUCACAUUGGCACCAAGCACACAGGGGAUGACAGGAAGACCCCCAGUGAAUCAAACAGCCCCUCCUCAUCCUCGCUGUCAACUCUGAGUGAUUCAGCCAAUGGCAAAGAUGACUCAGACAGCUCCCAGAGAAACAAGGGUGCGAACAACUUGCUGGUCAUCUCCGUGGUACCCGGGAGCCAGCCCUCACUGAACAGCGAGGAAAAGCCAGAGAAAGGGUUCGAAUGCGUUUUUUGCAACUUUGUCUGCAAGACGAAAAAUAUGUUUGAGCGGCAUCUGCAGAUCCACCUCAUCACCCGGAUGUUUGAGUGUGACGUGUGCCACAAGUUCAUGAAGACCCCCGAGCAGCUGCUGGAGCAUAAGAAAUGCCACACUGUCCCCACCGGUGGGCUCAAGUGCCCGUUCUGCAUUUACUCCACCAACCGCCCUGCUGCCAUGGAGUGCCACCUUAAGACCCACUACAAGAUGGAGUACAAGUGCCGGAUCUGCCAGACAGUGAAGACCAACCAGCUGGAGCUGGAGACGCACACCCGUGAGCAUCGCCUGGGCAACCACUACAAGUGUGACCAGUGCGGCUACCUGUCUAAGACGGCCAACAAGCUCAUCGAGCAUGUGCGUGUGCACACCGGGGAGCGGCCCUUCCACUGUGACCAGUGCAGCUACAGCUGCAAGCGCAAGGACAAUCUCAAUCUGCACAAGAAGCUGAAGCAUGCCCCCCGCCAGACCUUCAGCUGCGGAGAGUGCCUGUUCAAGACCACACACCCCUUUGUCUUCAGCCGCCAUGUGAAGAAGCACCAGAGUGGAGACGGCCCUGAGGAGGACAAGAAAGGCCUGAGUCCAGCCUCCAGAGAGCCAGCUGGCCCUGGAGCCCCACUCCUGGUUGUGGGGGGUGGCCGGAGUCUCUUGUCCCCUCUGUCAGUCAUGUCAGCCUCACAGGCUCUGCAGACCGUGGCCUUGUCAGCAGCCCACGGCAGCAGCUCGGAGCCCAACCUGGCACUCAAGGCCUUGGCCUUCAAUGGCUCCCCGCUGCGUCUUGACAAAUACCGGAACUCGGAUUUUGCCCAUCUCAUUCCCUUGACAAUGUUGUACCCCAAGAGCCACCUGGAUCUCACAUUCCACCCUCCCCGACCUCAGACUGCGCCUCCCAGCAUCCCCUCACCCAAACACUCCUUCCUUGCCUAUCUUGGACUAAGAGAAAGAGCAGAGACUGUCUGAGGACAGCCACGUUCUGUACCAAAAACCAAGAGACAGACAGGAAAAGACAAAAACCCACAAAACUUAAAUACAACCCCAGCAGGUGUAUGUUGCUGCAAAACCUACAGGCCCCAGGGGUCUGGACCAUGUGUACUGUAUAUCUUAGUAAGGAGUAGAAAAUUGGCUCUGUAUGUGUACCUAUUGCAUUGACCUGAAAGCUGCUUUAGCCAGUCUUUGGAGAGGUGUUGCUGCCUACUUCUACCUUCAGAGGCAUGCCUCCCCAGCCAUCACUCCCACCCCCAGCCCUCCUGAGUACUUCUCUCUGAAAGGAAUUUUGUCAUGUUAAACCCUAACGAGAGUGUCCUUAAUAGCAAUCAGCACUUGGAGGCUUCUCCACUGGUACAUUGGGUUUCUGUUGGGUGACUGGGGUGUUGUGGACAUUUGUGGAUUGGGAAAGAGAAAAUGUGCGUGUGUGUGCACGUGUGUGUGUGUGUGUGUGUGUGUGUGUGUGUGUGGUAUGGUGUGUGUGUGUGGUAUGUGCCAUGACAUUUCUAUUGCACAUUCUUUUUGUACCAACCUCUUUGACAGUGAUGAACAUUCUUUCUCUCCCUUCUGGAUUGUUCCUCCACUACAGUCUCCCCACCUCCUUCUCGGCCUUUCUCUCCUUAGUUUAUGGCUACAGAGUGGUAGGGCCUGGUGCUUAGUGGAUGAAGAUCUGCAGGGUGCCGGGAUAUUCCCAGGCUCGAAGCCUGGAGCUCACAUCUCCACUAAGAAAGACGGAGAGAGCCAGGUAACAGUUCUGUUAAGGAAUGUCUCACAGCUCCGCAGCUGGCAUCACAAAACUUGGGUGUUCUGUGUGUGUGCCCACAUGGAGACAAGGUCUUUGGUGAAUGCACACACACACACACACACACAGGGAGGGAGUGCAUCCUUUUUAAAGGGCAGAAUAUAUAUGUGUGUGUGAUGUAUUGAUUCAGUUGCUAUCAUUGUUUGCAGGAAAAAAAAUUGUAUGAGUGGAAAUUUUUAUGGUUGAUAAAUCCAGCCGCAGAGAUGAAAGGGUUUGGAUCGAUUCUGGGUGUAAAUGCUCAGACUAAAAAGAAAUGGCAGGCUUUGCACAGGGCGUGGGCCUUGCACUAGUUUUGUUUCUCAUUGGGGGAAAAGGAAUAAGUAAGAGAAAAGGAAGGAAUCGUACCUUUUUAUGGAAGGAGUAGACUGUAUGUUUGAGAUUUUAGCCACGACCUCUUUGCCGUGUAAGGAAGGACAUACCAAAAGGUGCUGUUAGUCCUGUGCCUCACUGACGCCCCAGGAGUCCCCUCCGUUGGCAGAGCCUCUGGCUAGAGUGUAACCUCCAUGUAUUAGUGACCCCAUAUUCCGUUCUGUUAACGCCUAGUAGAUGUAGCCCUGCUAGGAGGCUGACUUUAUACUUAUUUAAAGCUCUUAUUUUACGGUCAUUAAAAUGGCAGUGUAUCGCAGCACUUUAUUGCAGCAGGAAGCAGGUGUGAAUUGGUCGAAUAGCCCUUUGCUUAUCUUAAAAAGUAACGGAUGAUUUAAAAAGGAAAAGAAAAUCUCUGGCUGAAUAUGUUCACUGCUUGUAUUUGUAAGACAGCAGAAUUUCCAGUAUGCAACAGGUUGAACGAGCGGGAAGACAUGUGCUUUGUAUGAAAAUGAGAAGUUUGGAAUGUGAAAGUUUCUCUGUUAUUUAUCGGAGGAAGAGCUGCUGUCCAGGAGGAAGGCUUUCUUACCGUUGCUCUUUCCCUCACUGUAUUGUCCUCGGGUGGGACAGUGCCCACUUUCCUUGUUCCUUACUUUAACUAGGGGAAUAAAAGCACCCUGAUCUCUUCCUCUAGGCGGGAUUGCUUCACUGAUUAGUGCAGUUGGACGGAAAGCCAGAAGACUGUACAUCUCCACAGAAUUGGCUCCCCAUCCCCUCUCAGCCUUCCUCUCGAAAACCUAGCAGGUCUCUUUCCCUCCCCGCCCCGUCGUCCAGCCAUAGGUGAGGAGCCUGAUUAGGACCCUGGCAAAACAAGUUUACACUACGGAGAUUUCCACAAAGGCAAGGAGACCAACCAGCUAGCCCAGGAAGGCCCCAGAGCCUCAGUCGAUCUCCUGCAGAGACCUUUGCUCUUGGCCUUGUGUGAAAUGUCGUUCAACUCGCCAUGUCAAUAUCUCGGUCAAAGACACUCUAGACACUUCUGGACAAUAUGCCCCCAAGGUCACUGGGUUUAUGGGUGGGUUUGUUGUUUUUUUUAUUUACUUUAGUUUUUUGUUUUAAAGUCAUGUUUUUAUCCCCAUUUAAUGGAGAAUGUGCCACUUGGCUAAUAAUGUGUUUUCAAAACUUUAGGUUCAGUGACAACAGUACAGGACCACAGGGGUCCCCCGGAGUGGGCAGAAAGGUGACUCCCACAGAAGCACCCACAGGUUAAGAACCUGAAUAGGUGACCCUGAAAACGCGGACCCUGGGUUUUACAGCAUGCCACUUGUGCAAUAAGAGGUCUUCAGGUGGGAGCUUGGGAGAGCGAAAGGGGAGGUGGGUGGAGACGUUUCUGCUCCAAUGCCAUGCGUUUCACCACUGGCCACUGAACCUGUGUUUGAAUGACUUAGUGAUGCUUAAUGUAAUUGGGCAACUUUUUUAGCACUUUGGAAAGAGUCAUCAAUCUUUCUGGUAAAUUAUAAAGUUUUCUGAGUGAGAAAACGUGUGUUUGCAGUUUGUUUGACUUUUUAUAUUAUUGUUGUUAUUAAUAAAGAGGAAAAUCUACAGCAUUUUUCAGAAUCCACCUAGAUAAAAUGUGCCCCUGAAUCUGGUUUGCUGAUUGAUACCCAGGGAAGGAUGUAUUCCGUAGAUAGCCUUCCCGUGAAAAACACUAACACCUUUGAGACACUCGCCUAGCAGCUGACUUUAGUUCAGUUUUCACUCUGCAUUCUCCCAUGGAUGCUGGCCUGGUUUUCCAUAGAGUGAUGCGGUUAGGGUCCUCAGCACUUUCCUCUCCUUUUUUUUUUUUAAAAAAACUCCUCAUAUUAUGUUCAGAUGAUCAUACUGUCAAGGUUUGUGUACAUGACUGAGAUUUGUAUUGUAUAAAGCUUUUGCAUUCAAGGCUGUACAGGGUCAUUUUGACAGUAACUGGUAUUCUCCUUUGCAUCUUACGUUGCAUUGCCGAUUUCUAGUGUAUCCAGUUUGGAAGUAUAAUAUACUCUAAUUAAAAAAGGUUGGCUAUA